Molecule: messenger RNA, 1945 nt
Organism: Coccinella septempunctata (seven-spotted ladybird)
Lineage: Eukaryota; Metazoa; Arthropoda; Insecta; Coleoptera; Coccinellidae
Exons: 1
Coding region: 591-1613 (340 amino acids)
Source: RefSeq, a predicted model, not a curated record
UGCCAGCUGAAUUGAAAAAUAAAACAUUUCACCACUUUCCAAAAGAUCAGGCCAGGUUGCAAAUCUGGAAAAAGAUUUGCAACAUAUCUUCUGAAAUAAAUUGUUCCAAUCAUCGAAUAUGUGAAAAUCAUUUCGAUGUUUCUGAUUUCAAUAACCCAAAUGACCCUGUCCGUCUGAACUGUAAGGCCAUUCCUCGAUCGUUGAAUGUUAAACUUCAGAAUGAGCACUCCUAUGCCCAAAAAACACUUAACGAUUCAUCAUUUUGUGGAGCUUCUUCUCCAUUUAGUCUUGACUCUUCAUCUGAAAUUUCUGUUCAGCCUGAAAACAGCAAAACACCUAUUUCUGAUAGCCCCUCAAUUAGUCUUGAGAAAUCACCUUGUAAUCCAGAUGGAGACGAUACUGUAGAACCUGGUUCCCUUUCAAAAAAAAUUUCAGAUAACCCCGUAUCAUCCCCAAUAAAAACUUGUUGCAAGAACAAUGCUGAUUAUGUAGAUGUGACAGACAAGUAUUUAUUUCUCACAGAAAAUAAAACAUUAAUUUUAACAAAAGCCGGGCUCAAAAAAUCAGAUCUUACUCCUCCAGAAAACAUCAUGUAUCAAGUACAUCGUAAUGUACAAUCUAAAUUUUGUAAAUUGAAAGCAUUAUUUGAUAAAGAACACACCGAAUUAUCAGAACUGAAAACUUUGUAUACAGAUGGUAAAUUUCAAUUAAUUGAAGAAAAUUUAAAUCAAGUCACGAAAAAUUUCAUUAAUAGUCAGUUGAUAAAUUUCAAUAAGCCAAGUACAGGUCGAAGAUGGUCUGUAAAUGAUAAAACUUUUGCCCUUUCCAUUUUUAAAAGGAGUCCUAGGCUUUAUAAAUACCUUAGAGCUUUUUUCCAAUUACCAUCUCCUAGGACUCUCCAGACACUUCUCUCAAAUAUCCCUUUUGAAUGUGGUAUUUUAAGGCCAGUCAUGGAACAUUUGAAAGCUCAAACUGAGAAAAUGCAUGUGCUGGACCGAUGUUGUGUCCUAAUUUUCGACGAGAUAUCUUUGUGCAGUGGCUUUUCUUAUGAAAGACGCAAACAGAGAAUCUCGGGCUUUGAAGAUUUGGGUUCACUAGGUCGAACAUCUAAUCCAGCAAAUCAUGCGCUGGUUUUUAUGAUACGGGGUAUUAAAGUAAAUUUUAAAGUACCAGUAGGUUAUUUUUUCACCAAGGAUACUGUUAAAUCCUCAGAUUUGAGUAAACUCAUUGUGAUGGUAAUUGGGGCCUUACAGGUAGUGGGAAUAGAAAUUUGUGCUACAGUAUGUGAUCAGGGUAGUACAAACAGAAGUGCACUCAACUCACUGGUUCAGAACUGCACUGAUGACAAGCCAUCUUCUUAUCAUUUUAUAGUUAAUCAAAAACCAAUAUUCACAAUUUAUGACGUUCCCCAUCUUUUAAAAAACACCAGAAAUUCUAUAAUUAAGAGCAAAUUUGAAUUUGAAAAAGGAAAGUUUGCGAGUAUGGAACAUAUAAAGCAAGCUUUCCUUACAGAUAGAGAUAAGCGGACUUAUAGUUUAAUUCAUAGAUUAAAUGAAAACCAUUUCAAUUUCAACGACACUUAUAUGAAAAUGAAAGUAAAUGUGGCAGCCUGACAACUUAGUGCCACGAUGGCAGGAGUGAUAGAAUUACUUCAUGUAUGUGGAGAAUUGAGUGUUGAUGCAUUAGGAACUGCAGAAUUUUGCCAUCUGAUGGAUGAUUUAUUUGAUUCACUGAAUAGUUCACAGUUUUAUAAUAUUCAAGGAAAAAAAUUUCGAUGUGCACUGUCUGAAAACUCACCUCACUUAGAAUUUUGGUCCAACCUACUGCCUAAAUUAAAGAAUUGGAAAAUUUUUGAAAAUGGGAAACUUAAAAAUAAUUUCAAAUUUGUUGAAGGUUGGCAAAUUAGUAUAAAAUCAGUAAUGGCACUUUGGAAAACAUUAAAAUC